Molecule: messenger RNA, 2037 nt
Organism: Nylanderia fulva
Lineage: Eukaryota; Metazoa; Arthropoda; Insecta; Hymenoptera; Formicidae
Gene: Sirt6
Product: sirtuin 6
Biological process (GO): negative regulation of transcription by RNA polymerase II
Cellular component (GO): nucleus
Molecular function (GO): transcription corepressor activity; histone H3K9 deacetylase activity, NAD-dependent; NAD+ binding
Source: RefSeq, a predicted model, not a curated record
GUCCAUGGCGUCCCCGGAGCCGCCGCUCCUGCGGGAGGCGCGAAGCGCAGGGCGCAUGCCCCGGGCGGUUUAUUAUCUUCUUUCUGUUCAAGUGCCAUUUCGUUGCAUGCAGUGCAGUCUAUAAAACAGAAUGCGUUCCCCGCGGGUCUCGAGUUUCCUAUCACUUAUCGUCAUUCGUAGCGUAUAAACAUAACAGCACGCGGUCAUUAACUCGAUUCAUAUUGUGUUUACGUAUCCGUUCUGACACAUGGGAGCGCGGCCGGAGCAAGGCUGAAAUCGCGUCCGUUUUCACUGUUCACGGACGAUCGUAAAAGACGGGCCCGGAUAUCCGUUCGUGGCGUCCCCCAGGCGUCGUCUAGAAUUUACCUGACGGGAUCUCACAGACGAGCGGCCGCGCAAAAAUGUCAUCCAGCUACGCGGACGGGUUAUCGCCAUACGAAAACAAAGGAGUAUUGGGUCUGGAGGAGAGAUACGACAGCGUCGAGACUCUUCGGCUGAAAUGUGGCCUCCUGGCUGACUGGAUACAAGGAGCUCGUCACGUAGUGAUCCACACAGGAGCCGGCAUCAGCACCGCCGCGGGUAUCCCGGAUUUUCGGGGUACAAAUGGUGUUUGGACAUUGGAACAAAAAGGAUUAAAACCUUCGAUGAACAUUUCCUUUGAUGACGCAAUUCCUACAAAGACACAUAUGGCAUUGAAAAAAUUGAUAGAGGCUAAAAAAAUCAAAUUUAUCAUAAGCCAGAAUAUAGAUGGAUUACAUCUACGAUCAGGAAUACCAAGGCAAUAUCUAGCAGAACUACAUGGAAAUAUGUUUACAGAACAAUGUGAUAAAUGUGGCAGGCAAUUUAUUCGGAAUUUUGCAACCAAAAGUGUGGGAAAAAAGUCUUUGGAUACUGUAUGCAGAUCGGAACAGAUAGGCGGUCGUCCAUGUCGUGGUCGAAUGCAUGAUACUAUUCUCGAUUGGGAGCAUAAUUUACCAGACAGUGAUUUGACAUUAUCCGACUUACAUUCCAGCGUUGCUGAUCUAAGUAUAUGCUUGGGAACAACGUUACAAAUUAUUCCAAGUGGUAAUUUGCCUUUAUAUACAAAAAAAUAUGGAGGUCGUCUCGUUAUAUGCAAUUUGCAGCCAACAAAACAUGAUAAGAAGGCUGAUUUAAUUAUUAACGGCAAUGUCGAUGAAAUAAUGGUCGCAGUCAUGAAAAAAUUGGGAUUGGAAAUUCCGGAACACGAAAGCAGUAUGGAUCUAACACGAAAUUCAGAUUCAACAGCUAAAGAAAUGGACUGGACAAUCCCAACCAGCAGAAUAAAAGAGAUGAAUAUGCUGUACAAAAAGGUAUGCAAACCGAUGCGAAGGAAACGGAAAACAUUUAUGUACGAGAGAGAGAGAACAGAUACUAAAACUGAAACUAAAGCCAGAAAGCAAGCGUUUACAGUUAAGCAAGAAAUCAAAUCAGAAGAUAAAAUAACUACAUCAAAUGUAGUAUGUAAUACUGAGAAUGAUCUCGUGGUUAAAGAUCCUGUUAAGGCAGAAGAGAGCGUAGAAGAUGUUGAAACAUAUAGAUAUUCGAUGGAAGACCCAACGGAGCACAACACUGUUCUGGAAAUGAAUCAAACGGUGUAGCAAGUUUUAAUGAAGCAUGGUUUUAAUGGAUAAUUUUCCAUUCUAAUGUUUCGAUUAUUCUCAGUGUAUGCUGCAGUUACUUAUGAGUGCAUAUCGAAUCAUAUUUAUUAUAUGUGAGAAAUAUCCAAAAGUGGAAUAAGUUUGCUGACCGUCAAUAGACAGAUUUGUUGCAUAUUUAAAGUUAAAUUUAGUGUUUAAUAUAGUAUUCUCUCUCCUUUCUCGAUUUCUUUAAGUUUUCUUAUUUGGAUAUACAAAAAAAAUCUAUGUAGAACAAUAUAUAAAACAAAAUUGUAUCUUCAUUACUUUUGUUUUUUACACAUUUAAAGUGUCUUUUCAUAUGCAGCAUGCUGCAGCAAAUCAGUCACGUGAUCAAAAUUUAUUAGAGCAUAUUUCUUUGUUCUCUUAUUAUUUCAAAGUU